ACCCCGGAAGUGCAACUCGAACUUGGUCAGGGCGCGGAUCCCGAGAGGGAAAGUCAUAACAACCGCACGAGGGAGUUCGACAGACGAACUGGAAGGCCACGCCUCUUCCCGCCUCCCCCCGCAGCCCUGUAGCUGGGGGCAGAGCUCAGACUGUCUUCUGAAGAUUGAUGUCUAUUUCCUUGAGCUCUUUAAUUUUGUUGACAAUUUGGAUAAGCAUGGCACAAAUCCAGCAGGGAGGUCCAGAUGAAAAAGAAAAGACAACAGCACUGAAAGAUUUAUUAUCUAGGAUAGAUUUGGAUGAACUAAUGAAAAAAGAUGAACCACCUCUUGAUUUUCCUGAUACCCUGGAAGGAUUUGAAUAUGCUUUUAAUGAAAAGGGGCAAUUAAGGCACAUAAAAACUGGAGAACCAUUUGUUUUUAACUACCGGGAAGACUUGCACAGAUGGAACCAGAAAAGAUACGAAGCUCUAGGAGAGAUCAUCACGAAGUAUGUGUAUGAGCUCCUAGAAAAGGACUGUAAUUUGAAAAAAAUCUCUAUUCCAGUAGAUGCCACUGAGAGUGAACCAAAGAGUUUUAUCUUUAUGAGUGAGGAUGCUUUGACAAAUCCACAGAAACUGAUGGUUUUAAUUCAUGGUAGUGGUGUUGUCAGGGCAGGUCAGUGGGCUAGAAGGCUUAUUAUAAAUGAAGAUCUGGACAGUGGCACACAGAUACCUUUUAUUAAGAGAGCUAUGGAUGAAGGAUAUGGAGUAAUAGUACUGAAUCCCAAUGAAAACUAUAUUGAAGUAGAAAAGCCGAAGAUACAUGUACAGUCAUCUUCUGAAAGUGCUGAUGAACCAGCAGAAAAGAGGGAAAGAAAAGAUAAAGUCUCUAAAGAAACAAAGAAGCGACGUGAUUUCUAUGAGAAGUAUCGUAACCCCCAAAGAGAAAAAGAAAUGAUGCAGUUGUACAUCCGAGAAAAUGGUUCUCCUGAAGAACAUGCACUCUAUGUGUGGGACCAUUUCAUAGCCCAGUCUGCAGCUGAAAAUGUAUUUUUUGUUGCUCACAGCUAUGGAGGACUUGCAUUUGUUGAACUGAUGAUCCAACGCGAAGCAGAUGUGAAAAGUAAGGUAACUGCUGUGGCGUUGACAGACUCCGUUCACAAUGUGUGGCAUCAAGAAGCUGGCAAAACGAUUCGAGAAUGGAUGAGAGAGAACUGUUGUAACUGGGUCUCCAGCUCAGAACCAUUAGACACAUCAGUGGAGUCCAUGCUGCCUGACUGUCCCCGAGUUUCAGCAGGUAUGUGUUUCAUGGGAGAUGUAUGGGGUGGUUUUUUUAAGGUGCAAAAAUAUGCUAAUGAAAUGUGGAAUUCUGUUUUGCAAAUUAAGCAUCUUGUUCUGCCUUGAAUUUUGAAUGAAUUAUUGGUAACCUAUAGCGUGGGUCUGAUCCAUGACCAGAAAUGCAUUAAGUAACUGAAGAUGCUUACCAACAAACUCAGUAAAGACGAGUAAGUGAAACAACUUGAGAGUAAUAUUGACAUUUGCUGUUGAAGCUUAAGGAGACAGGAUGUACAUGAAUUAAAGGUUGAUUAAGACAGGGACUGGAUAGCUGUACAGGACCUCAGAGUAUUUGUCUCUGAUUGAUUACCAAUUCAUUGAUACAAUAGGUGGUCAAGAGUUCAGAGAAGAGAGAAUGUUGUGACCUGGAGUCUAGAAGUUUCUCAUGUAGAAAAUUUUGGCCGGACCUUGUGUGUUAAAUAGGAUUUGGAUUGUAGAAAGACAUGCAGGAUGGUAUUCUAGCCAAAAGAAGCAGAGCAAGGUAAGGAGUAAGGGCUGGAAUGGACCUGAGGAUGUUCACAGGGAACUAAGGUUAAGACUGGCCUGUGUUUUGAAAGAAAAGAGGUAAAAUGGGGUAAGCACCUCAGGAAGCAGGUGGGCUCCAGACCGUUUAAGACUGACAUUGAUUCCGGCCUACAGGAUCUAUAUGUUAGUCUCUAAUCUCUAGGGAAGAAGAGAGAGUGACAUUUUUCAUUGCUUUCUGAUUGUGGCUUCCACAAUUGCCAACCAAUUUUGAUGGUAAACACAAAGUAGGCAGUGGUGUCUGGUUAUGGUACAGAAUAGAAAUGGGCUUGCUUUGGUCAUAGAUGCCAGAGAAUGAGCAGAAGUUUUGAACAUGAACUACUCCAUAUAACAACCAUGGGGGAUAGCUAA
Vicugna pacos (alpaca) is the source of this 2186-nucleotide messenger RNA. NCBI's taxonomy places the organism in Eukaryota, Metazoa, Chordata, Mammalia, Artiodactyla, Camelidae. The record is from RefSeq and is a predicted model, not a curated record.